AUGACGCUCACCUUCAGUGACACAAGCGAGAUAGAACUUCUGUACAAGGGGACGGAACAGACCUGUACUCGAUGCGCGACAUCGACACCCGCACGGAGAGACGCCCGGGCAGACGCCGACCUCCGUGCCGCCUGCAUGAAGGGGAACCUGGCGGAGGUGAAGCGGAUCCUGGACACAAGUCGGAUUGACGUCAACAGUAGAGAUGUGUUCGGGAGGACACCGGUGAUGUGGGCAGCACUGAGGGGACACAGAGAUGGGGUGGAGCUCCUUGUUAGGCGAGGUGCUGAUGUGUCACUGGUGACUAAUGACGGUGACAACAUCCUUCACUGGGCCUGUGUGGGAGGAGACAGGAAGACAGUGGAGUUUGUACUGUUUCUGGACGGGGUGGACAUCGACGCCACGAACAACAACGGGGAUACAGCGGCCGACGUGGCGAGAGGCAAGGGACAUCAUCAACUGUUCAUCAUCGUGGUACACAGUGGAGUUAAUGUGUAG
Messenger RNA from Haliotis rubra (blacklip abalone), 495 nucleotides. RefSeq names its product histone-lysine N-methyltransferase EHMT2-like. Lineage: Eukaryota; Metazoa; Mollusca; Gastropoda; Lepetellida; Haliotidae. The transcript has 3 exons. The coding region runs from base 1 to 495 and encodes 164 amino acids. Gene Ontology annotation, molecular function: protein binding. The record is from RefSeq and is a predicted model, not a curated record.